AUGUCACCUUUUGGUUCGCCUCUAUCCAUUGAUGAAUCCACCAGUUUAUCGGGUGCGACCAUAUUACAAGAGGUGAAGUCUCAGCCUCAUAACUACGUCAUCGAUGCUCUUUUUGAUGAUCCUUGGACAAAUGCUUUCAGGCAAGCUUUAAUUCCUUAUGGUUAUGUCAAAGUAAGGACGGUUAGGCUCGUAGGAUUAGUGCUGUCAGUGUUCUGUUUGAGAAAACAUGUUGUUCAUUUGCGUGACAUGGAAAGCCGUGUGACUAGGACUGGCCUCAUGGGCUUUUGGGUUUAUGGGUGUUCAUUGUGCUUUGUCAAUAGCCAUUUCGCUGCCCAUGACCACUUACUCAAAGAGAGGAUUUCCGACUAUAACACUAUCCUUAACUCUCAAGGAUUCAGCUUUUCUGAGACAACUUCUAUCUUAUUCCAUGACUAUGUCUUCUGGUUCGGAGACUUCAACUUUAGGCUGAACAGUUCGGAUAGCCUCAAGUCACCGAACAUCGAUCAGCAAGUGAAAACUGGAAAUUUGUCAUCGCUGCUGGAACAGGAUCAGCUGAAAGCUGUUAUGGUCUCAGGAGAAGCUUUUAGUGAGCUAAAGGAGUCCGACAUCAACUUCCCUCCAACUUACAAAUACAAAUUCCAAUCCAACGAUUACGAUCUUGGGCGACGGCCUGCAUGGACUGACAGGAUACUGUAUAAAGUUAAUGCCAAUGUUUAUGAAAAUAUUACACUCGAAGCUGAGCAAGAAAGCUAUUCCUCGAUUCAAAAUUUCUCUGUCAGUGAUCAUAAGCCCGUUGUCGCCCUAUUCUCUGUUAAGGUUUUCUGUAACUAUGCAGAGAGAGUAGUCAAAUUCUUGCCUAUCCAGAGCUGGUAUACAAAUCAAGAGAAUGUUGCCCAUUGCAUCAUGGGAUCAGAUGUUACACCUAGCCCUUACGACUGGGUUGGCAUCUAUAGGGACGACUUUACCAGCUUGGACGAGUAUUACGGAUUCAUCUAUGUGAUGAGAAACAAUGGAGAUAGCGGAGGAAACGGUAUCCCAGGAUUGCAGAUACACUGUAGCGUGCUUGGAAUGAGCUCCAGCUUCGAGCUGAAGGUUAGAGAUCGUGAGGCUAGCGCUCACCUGGAUUGGUGACCUUCAUCUCACACCCCCGAACCUCGGUCCUAGUCAUGACCUCGGGCGGUGUGCUCUACGCUCUUAUCCUUUAUUAUUAUUCCAGGUUUGGCUCUACUGUUUAUCUAUAAUAGCUGCUAUUAUCUUUCUUUACAAAUGGGGAAAAAGACUUUCUUGUACUUGUAAUGUACAAAUAUUGAGCUUCUAUUUACCGUUGACUGCGGAAUUUGUAUCGGCUGUAUAUAUUUUAUUAUCGUCUAGUAUGGAAUAAUAAUCUCUAGAGUUUUGUUAUCACUACUGUGCAAUACUUUUUGUCGUUUUAGUGAUGGGUCCUUUAAAUUAGAUUUAGGUAUUGCAUUAUCGGUUUUUUUUUUAAAUUAUAAAUCGCGGGGUUUAAGGAUUAUAGUUUUAGUAUUAUAGCCAUGACAUAAACUGCAAUAAUGACUGUAGAAACAUCACUGUGGUCAGUAAAUUAGGAAAAAAUUAUUAUCAUUAUUUGUAUGACUUGAAUUUAACCUUCAUGUAUCAUUAAAUUGUUGACUUUUUAAUUCCAUAUUAUAAAUGGAAAACCAGGAAAAUUCAAAGAAUUUCAUUAUUUUGAAAAAAUCAAAGAUUUUUAUCGAACUUGUCAGAAAAUACUGUUUAUAAUCUGAAUUUGGCAAAUUUGCUGACAAAUCAUCAGAUGUUUUCCAGGCUUUAGUUUUUCUCAUUCUCAACUGGCUGAGUGUCAUGAUAAUUGACUGUGAUGCUAUGCUCUGAGUCUUAGGUCUGAGUGAGUUCAACUGUGGUAGGCAAUUAUUUAUUCUGACGCUGGGGUCAGAAGAUCCUCCUUGGGCACAUUCAGCCUCUUGAAAGUGGGUACUCUUAAUUAAAUAAUUAAUAACGAAGAAAACCUGGUGGUGAGUGUGAUUUUGAUCCAAUCAACUCCCUGCAUAAAUGUUGGCUUUAAAACAGUACUUUACAAAGUGCUCAGCCAUGAGUUGUAGUGGUACAAGUUUAUACAUAUAUAUAUAUAUAUAUAUAUAUAUAUAUAUAUAUAUAUAUAUAUAUAUAUAUAUAUAUAUAUAUAUAUAUAUAUAUAUAUGCCAUAUCUUCAUUAAGUCUUCAUCAAAUACAACGAUUGAGCACUUAUUUUGAAGAUUUUCUUCAAUAGUCACU
Nezara viridula (southern green stink bug) is the source of this 2268-nucleotide messenger RNA. The record is from the annotation of a GenBank genome assembly. Lineage: Eukaryota; Metazoa; Arthropoda; Insecta; Hemiptera; Pentatomidae.